Maylandia zebra (zebra mbuna) is the source of this 3655-nucleotide messenger RNA. RefSeq names its product integrin, alpha 6a (gene itga6a). Gene Ontology annotation, molecular function: integrin binding. Gene Ontology annotation, cellular component: external side of plasma membrane; integrin complex. The record is from RefSeq and is a predicted model, not a curated record. Gene Ontology annotation, biological process: integrin-mediated signaling pathway; leukocyte migration; cell-matrix adhesion. NCBI's taxonomy places the organism in Eukaryota, Metazoa, Chordata, Actinopteri, Cichliformes, Cichlidae.
GGAGCCUAAUUUUGGGACGGUUGGGCAGAUCUGUACGACGCUGCAAUGCUGCCGCAGGGAGGACGCUCUGCUGCUCACGCUGCACUUUUAUUCUUCGUUUAUGUCCUGGAGGCAACUUUUGUGCUCGGCUUUAACCUGGACACCGAUCAUGUCCUCAGGAAAGACGGAGAGCCUGGGAGCCUGUUCGGCUUUUCUCUGGCCAUGCACCGGCAGCUCAACCCGGACAAAGUCAUGGUACUGAUUGGUGCACCCAGAGCCCGGUCUUUGCAAAACCAAAAAGCCAAUAUCACUGGAGGCCUGUAUAAAUGUGAAGUCACCCAGUCUAGUAAUUGUGAGCGUAUCAAAUUUGAUGAUAAUGCGGAUCUGAGACUUGAGAAUAAAGAGAAUCAGUGGAUGGGGGUGUCAGUGAAGAGUCAGGGACCUGGGGGGAAGAUUGUGACAUGUGCUCAUCGCUAUCAGAGGCGUUUGAAUGUGAAUACUCCAGAGGAGACUCAUCACAUCCCCGGACGUUGUUAUAUUCUGAGUCAGGACCUAACCAUUGACCCUCAGUCUUCUGAGGAUGGAGGUGAAUGGAAAUUCUGCGAUGGCAGACCUGAAGGCCACGCAAUGUUUGGAACAUGCCAGCAAGGACUGGCAGCUACUUUCACCAAUGACUACCAUUACAUGGUUUUUGGAGCAGUGGGAGCUUACAACUGGAGAGGGAUAGCGCGACUGGAGCAGAAUAACAGUACUUUUCUGGACAUGGGAAUAUUUGAUGACGGCCCAUAUGAAGUUGGGAAUGAAAAAGUCAGGAACCCUGAUUUUGUGCCUGUACCUGCAAACAGCUACCUCGGAUUCUCCCUUGAUUCGGGACACCACAUCACCACUAGGGGUAAGCUGACAGUGGUGGCUGGAGCGCCCAGGGCCAAUCACAGCGGAGCUGUAGUCCUGUUCAAGCAGGACAUGGUAGCAGGAAACCUCUCAACGGAGUACAUUCUGCAUGGUCCGGGUCUGGGAUCCUGCUUUGGAUACGACGUGGCUGUAGUGGACCUGAAUAACGAUGGGUGGCAAGACAUAGUAAUAGGAGCCCCUCAGUUCUACAUGAAGGGUGAAGACAUUGGGGGAGCUGUUUAUGUUUACAUCAACAAUGCAGGAGUUUGGGAAGGAAACACUCCUGUCCGUCUAAUAGGGACCAAAGACUCGAUGUUUGGCGUGGCAGUAGAGAACAUCGGCGACAUCAAUCAAGACUCAUAUAAAGACAUUGCGAUUGGAGCUCCGCAGGAAGAUUCUGGGACAGGAAAAGUCUACAUUUAUCACGGCUCUGCACAGGGGAUCAAAACGACCCCUGCACAGAUCCUUUCAGGGAAAGACCACAACAUUCGAUUUUUCGGCUAUUCUCUUGCAGGAAACAUGGACCUGGAUGGUAACUCUUAUCCAGACUUGGCUAUAGGCUCUCUGUCAGAUUCAGCUAUGAUUUACAGAACAAGGCCAGUCAUUAGCCUCAACAGUGUUGUCAAAGUGUCUCCAAAUGAAAUAAGUCUUACAAAUAAGACGUGUGGGGACCAUGUUUGUUUCACUGUGAUGGCAUGCUUUUCCUACAAAGCUAAUCCUGCAUCUUAUAAUCCAAAGCUUACUGUUAGCUAUUCUGUGGAGGUGGACAGAGCUCACAGGAGAGGACUGACUUCCAGAGCGAUGUUCUUAAACGACUCCAGCUCUGAACUAGAAUACCAGUUCAACGGCACCUUAAAACUCAAAGAGCAAAAUCAGCAAAAGUGUAUCAAACUAAUAGCCAGACUUAAGGAUAACAUCAAGGACAAGAUGCGUAGCAUUCCCAUUGAGGUGUCGGCAGAUAUAAGUACAAAACAAGAGGAAUCAAUUAAUGGCCUCCCUCGCAUGAUUCCCAUUUUAGACGCCACUCAACCGAGCAAAAUCAUUUCUGAGGUGAACUUUCUAAAAGAAGGAUGUGGAAGCGAUCAUAUUUGCAAAAGUAACCUAAAGAUGAAUUAUAGUCUACACUACAAAGAAGCCAACAAAGAGGAGUACCCCCCGUUAAAUAAGAGCAAGAACGGCAUCCCAGAGUUUAUUGUGAAAUCCCAGAGGAAGGACUUGGCUGUGUUGGUGACAGUAAGCAACAUGAAUGGUGACGAUGCUUAUGAGGCAAAGCUGGUGGGGACCUUCCCAAAUACCAUGUCAUAUUCUGGAGUCCGCACCGAUCAAACAACAAUGGAAAACCUGAUCACCUGUGAUGCAAAUGUAAACAGCUCUCAAGCAGAAUGUGAGCUGGGAAAUCCUUUUAAGAGAAACUCAAAGGUUACCUUUAAAGUCAUCCUGAGUGCUGCGCAUGUGACUUUAGACACCACUGAGAUUGAGAUCGACCUGCAGCUGAAUACGACCAGCUACCAAGAAGCAAUCCAUGUAAAAGUAAAGUGUAAAGUGAUCAUUGAAUGGCCUUUGUCUGUCUCUGGGGAAGCUAAUCCUACCCAGGUGUUUUUUGGAGGUGUUGUGAGAGGAGAAAGUGCAAUGAAGUCAGAAGAAGAAAUUGGAAGUUCGAUUAACUUUACUUUCACUAUAAACAACUCGUGGAAGCACUUGAAACCUUCUUUCGAAACCUCACUAAACAUUUUUUGGCCCAAAAUUCAAAAAAAUGGGAAAUGGCUUCUGUACCUGAUGAGCAUCACUUCUGAAGGACCAGAGAAAAUCCAUUGCUCCCCUAAAACUGAGAUCAACCCUCUGAAUAUUGCUCAGCAGUCCUCUGUGCAUCGAACAAAACGAGAAAUUAUGAAAGAAGAAAGAAAAACUGGUGGAAAAACGUCUUCGCUGAAGGACAAGAAGAGAGUUUUUUCCUGUGAAGAUGGGAUGGAAAAAUGUGUGGUGUUCAAGUGCCCCCUGCAGGGGCUCGAUGGUACAGUAGUCGUAUUGAGAUCCCGUCUGUGGAACUCAACCUUUAUUGAGGAGUAUGCCCCUAGUUCAACCUUGUCAGUAAAAGCCACACUUGAAUUUGAUACUCAGAGGGAAAACGUCAUACUGACCAAUCAAAACACAAAUGUGAAUGUGAACGUGUCUCCUGACGAUGAAGCAGCUAAGUAUCAGGGAGGAGUUCCCUGGUGGAUCAUCCUGGUGGCAGUUCUCAUAGGACUCUUGAUUUUGAUUCUACUGGUUUAUCUGCUGUGGAAGUGUGGAUUCUUCAAACGCUCCAAAGAAAACGACAGCGUCCCUCGUUACCACGCAGUGCGGAUAAGAAAGGAAACUCUUGAGCACAAAGAUGGAAAAGUGAAACACGAUCCUUUUGAAAAAAAGCAGUGGAUGACGACUUGGAUCGACAAUGAAAGUUACUCAUGACCUUUUUCUGCUCAGAUGUUUGAACAAAGACAAAACUGAUCUUAAUUAAUAAUUUCAUUAACAUGUUGCUCAGAUAUAGUUUUUUUUUAUUGCUAAAUGCAGAUAAUGCUUUUUACACUGUAUAGCCUAUGAACUAUUUUUUCUAAUCGUUGUAUAUAUUUGAAUAUGUCUGCGCAUUUUAUAUUUAUACUUUUUUUUUGUUGAAAAAAAGAAAUCAAAUCAAGCAACCAAAGUUUUAUUCACUCAUGUCUGAAGCCAAAUAACAAUGGGCAAAGUUUACUGCUGUUUUUAAAGUUGUACUGUCUCACUGGAAGGCAAGGCAAGGCAAGGCAAGUUU